UUGGUGUCCUCUCUCACACAUGUAGAGAUCUAGUUCUCCGACUCAGAGUGUGAAAAGAGAAAUGACCAGUUACAGGGUCCACGCUGCUUUACCUGACCCUCCCAGUCAAAAUGAAGAAGACAACAAAGAAGAGGAGAAAGCUUUCGGGAAUAUUUUUGCAGAGUUAGAAUCUGUGGACCUCCCUCUCGGAACCACAUUAAGGUCUAUUUACGAUGACCAGCCCAACGCCCACAAGCGCUUCAUGGAAAAGCUGGAUGCCAGGAUAAGGAACCAUGACCGUGAGAUAGAGAAGAUGUGCAAUUUCCACCACCAAGGCUUUGUGGAUGCCAUCACAGAACUCCUCAAAGUCCGCACUGAUGCAGAGAAACUGAUGGGUCAAGUGACAGACACUAAUCGAAGACUACAAGAAGCCGGGAGGGAGGUGACAGCUCAGACAGAGGAGGUGAUUUGCUGUCGGAUCCAGCAGAGGAACAUGGCCACUACUGUUGAGAAGCUCCAGCUCUGUAUACCAGUGCUAGAAAUGUACAGCAAACUUAAGGAGCAGCUGGAAUCCAAAAGAUACUAUGCUGCGUUGAAAACCAUGGAACAGCUGGAGAAGGUCUACAUCCCCAGGGUCAGUCAGUACAGGUUCUGUCAGAUCAUGGCUGAAAACCUACCCAGACUGAGAGAGGAGAUCAAGGAGAUCUCGAUGUCAGACCUCAAGGACUUCCUGGAGAGCAUCAGAAAACACUCUGACAAGGUUGGAGAGACUGCCAUGAGACAGUCAGUGUGGAUGUCCCCCCAGGCACAGCAGCACAGGACCUUUAACAGCGCCGUGAUGAAGCAGGCCAGCAUGGGCCACUAUGCCAAGCCUGUGUACUCCCUCAACGGACGAACUCACACCCACAACGGCCUGAUGAUGGACGAAGACACAGGAGAUGAGGAGGAAGCAGAUGAAGAGAUUCUUACAGCUCAGGACCUGGUGGACUUUUCGCCUGUUUACAGAUGUUUACACAUUUACACUGUGCUGGGUGACCGAGAAACAUUUGAGAACUAUUACAGGAAACAGAGGAAAAAACAAGCCAGACUCGUGCUGCAGCCACAGGCCAACAUGCAUGAGACAGUGGAAGGGUACAGAAGAUACUUCAAUCAGAUUGUAGGGUUCUUUGUUGUGGAGGAUCAUAUCCUUCAUGCCACACGGGGGCUAGUGACCAGAGCCUUCACUGAUGAACUGUGGAACAUGGCCCUGUCCAAGAUCAUCGCCGUGCUCCGCACACACUCUUCUUAUUGUGAUGACCCAGACCUGGUCCUGGAGCUGAAGAACCUCAUAGUCAUCUUCGCUGACACACUACAGGAUUAUGGUUUCCCGGUGAAUCGGCUGUUUGACCUGCUUUUUGAGGUCAGAGACCAGUACAAUGAAACUUUGCUGAAGAAGUGGGCGCUGGUUUUCAGGGAGAUCUUUGAGUUGGAUAACUACAGUCCCAUUCCAGUGGAGACUGAGGAUGAGUAUAAACUGGUGGUCAGCCGCUUUCCCUUCCAUGAUGCUGAGAUAGAGAAGCAGGACUUUCCUAAGAAGCUGCCGAUGUCCCAGUCUGUCCCUCAGAUCUACACACAGGUCAAAGAGUUCAUUUAUGCCAGCCUCAAGUUCUCUGAGUCACUACACCGCAGUUCAACAGAGAUUGAUGACAUGCUGAGAAAAUCAACCAACCUGCUGCUGACAAGAACACUCAGCAGCUGUCUGCAAAACCUCAUCAAGAAACCUCACAUAGGACUGACUGAGCUGGUGCAGAUCAUCAUUAACACCACCCACCUGGAGCAGGCCUGCAGGUAUCUGGAGGAGUUCAUAACAAACAUCACCAAUGUCUCCCCUGAAACGGUGCACACCACAAGACUCUACGGCCUGUCCACAUUCAAGGAUGCUCGUCACGCCGCAGAAGGAGAGAUUUAUACCAAACUCAACCAGAAGAUCGAUGAGUUUAUCCAGCUGGCAGACUAUGAAUGGGGCAUGGCUGAGUCGGACGGCCGUGCCUCUGGAUACCUCAUGGACCUGAUCAACUUCCUGCGUUCCACCUUCCAGGUCUUCACACACCUCCCGAAUAACAACAAUGACCAUGCGUCGAUGUCGGGUAAAGUGGCCCAGACAGCUUGUAUGUCGGCCUGUAAGCAUCUGUCCACAUCACUGAUGCAAAUGCUGCUGGACACAGAGCUCAAACAGAUCAGUAUGGGGGCCAUUCAGCAGUUCAACUUAGAUGUAAUUCAGUGUGAAUUGUUUGCCAGCUCAGAGCCCGUCCCUGGUUUCCAAGGAGACACACUGCAGCUGGCCUUCAUCGACCUGCGACAGCUCCUGGACCUCUUCAUGGUGUGGGACUGGUCCACUUAUCUGGCAGAUUAUGGCCAGCCAACUUCCAAAUACCUGCGAGUGAAUCCAGCCACUGCCCUGGCUCUGCUUGAGAAGAUGAAGGACACCAGUAAGAAGAAUAACAUCUUCUCUCAGUUCAGGAAGAACGACAGAGACAAACAAAAGCUGAUAGAGACUGUGGUGAAACAGCUGAGGAGCCUGGUCAAUGGCAUGUCCUCGUGAACACACACACACACACACACACACACACACACACACACACACACACACACACACACACACAGGAGUGAUGUGGGUGUCACAGAGAGAUAUAAUGAAUGAAACAUGCAUGCAGUCACAUGCACACACACACACACACACACACACACACACACAACACACACACACACACUGAACUGCCAGGACACUCACACACAACAUGACAGUGACAUGAAGAACCACACAGGGAAUUUACACACACAAACAUAAGGUACAGAUAGACAGCCAACAGACACGCACGCACACACACACACACACACACACACACACACACACACACACACACACACAUCACAUUACGGCACAGCAAUACACACACUCUAUAAGGCAUGCAGGGAACUGACUCCUAGCAAACACAGCACACACAUAUGAAGUCAUAUCCUCUCCUUACUGUUAUACCUGAAUGAAUAUUCAAUGUAAAUAACACACACACACACACACACACACACACACACACACACACACUAAACAGUUUACUGGACUGAACAGUAAGGUGUUUGUAAAGUAUUUUUAAUGGUUAUGAUAAGACAAACUAUGUUUGUACAUUAGUGAGAGUGAAAUGAUUGUAGCUGCAGAGGGAGACUGGUGCAGCACAGGAAGUGACACGAGUACUGGGACAAUGAGGUUAAAGGUCAACACCUACCACACCUCAUAUGAAUGAGAUGAGCCACUUCCUGUUGUUCUGUCAGAAACCCAUAUUAUACAUUGAACAUGAUGAAGUCAGGAUGUAUUUCUUGUUUUCAUUUGGAAGAAUUACAAAGAGAGAUUGAAGUAUUGGUAAUGUAUUGAUCAAGCUGUUAAAACAAAUCAACCAUCUCUAGUUCUGUCAGAUGGACAUCUCUGCUCUGACCUGCUGUGCGUCCUUUUAACACAAGUCUCAUGUUAAAAGCUGAAAACAGCAUAGAUACACACCAGAAACCAGGUUACUCAGAGAAAUCAAGUGAUGCAGGUGAUCACACACCACAGUGGAGACCUGUGACUGUCAGCUGUGUGUGUACAUGCAGGAGACCAGUAAACACAUUUCUUUACUACUGCUGACAUUAUUUUGGAAACCAUGGCUGCUUAUCUUUGUUUAAAAGCAAAUUCAUAAAAUACCAUAACCCAGUGUCAUGUAUGCACAGUAAAAAAGGAGGAAUUUAGCUGUGGAAAUAUAUCAAUUUAAUCCUCUACCAUGGACCCAACAGGUUUCUCAUUUAGAUGACAUUAAAGAACUCACAUUACUGUAACCCAGAUUAUUAACUGCAUGCUGACUUCUUUAAUGUAGCUCCAUGUAAAGUCGUAUUAACAUUCUGACUCUUGAAAUUUUCUAAAGAUUUCCCCUCCAUCAUUCAUAACAGUGAAAAUUCAGGCGGAAUCGCUCCCACUAAAGUAGACAAAGUAAAUAUGCACCUGUAAGUAAAGUUCAACACAAACAGUCUUUAAAGAUGCUGAGUCAGCAGCAGACGGUUUGGAACUGGAUUGGAACUUGUCGGCUCCUCCGUGACCUAUGAUUACCCAUAAGACCCCUCUAUGUGUUAACCUGCGGAUACAUUUACAUGAAUGAUAUCAUUCUUACUAGUCACUGCAUCACUAAGCUUCCAGCACCACCGACAUCAUUAAGAAGCAUAAAUCAGCUUGUGGCACUUUCCGGUAUUGACCAGUGUCAUAACCUGGUUUCUCGUGGUUUUAGCUGGUAACCACUGAAUUAUGGGUAUGGAGCUGCAUCCGUUGACAGGUCUGACAGAGGCCGAGUUAAACUCAUUGUCCCAACACUUAGACUGUUGCAACUGUGUGUGUGUGUGUGUGCAGAAAGGAAGCGAUGCUGAGGUCAUGGAUUGAUGGAAGGACAGAAGAGUGGAUGAUGACGUCUUGAAAGACUGAUGUUCAUGAAAAAAGUGGAAGUUUUGUUGAACUCAUUGGUAGCUUUGCUUGCUGUUUGUCUUCUUUUCUUCCUCACAUUGUACAUGUAAACCCACCCCCCCCCUGAGACAGCGCCUCACAGUGAACAUGAAGGAGCCCAGUGUCAGACAGAUGGAACUCUGACUCCCUGAUCGUAGUUGGAAUCUUCACAUGUUCUCUAUAUGUGAGAAUGUCAGAAGUGAGGGUGAAAAUCUUUUUUUUUUUUUAUUUGGUCUGAUAUGUUUGCACAGGAUGGACAACAUAACACCAAAUAAUGCAAAUCCAUCACACAAAGUCAUGCAGACUUAGGUUGGGUAGUUGCAGGUUCUUAUACUGGAUUGUAAUAGAUUGUACAGGUUGGAGCGUCAAAGUGAAGACAUGCAGCAAUCCUGACACAGGGUUUGCAUGUGAUGUCAACAUAUGGACACAGGAUACUGACACCUGGUAUUAACAUGCACUCUGUGUCUGGGUAUAUGCAUAUACUGUAUAUACGCUGUAAAUGCAAACAGAGCACACAGCAGUUGGAGUGUGAGUGGAUCAGCCAGACCAUCUGUGAAGGUGUAUUUGAGUCAGAUCUCAGCCUCUGUCAUCACUCAUUUUAAAUGGAAGUAUAGCUGAUAUCACAGCACGGCUUAAGUAAAAGUUUUAUAGUAAGUUUAUCUGCAGCAACAACGUGGUUUCGCCUUAACUGAGAGAUUAAACCAUGUCCGCAAGGCUCCAGCAGAAGACGUGCGAUUGUACAUGUGAAAUAACAGCGGCCUGUGUAGACAUCCAGUGUCGUAUGAACAGCCACAUCUGCUGUCUGCGUCUGUUCUGGAUGAUAUCAGCCAAAUAUAGUGAAGUGCAGCAGACACACACACACACACAGUGAGUGUGAUACAGGCAGACACGUUCACAUGUGCAGUUUGGAGCAUAUGAUCCUCACGUACAGUCUGCACCAGCUUAGACUUCGAGCACCACAGAGAAGUAAAUUUACUCAGAUGCUGAGAUGAGUGGGAUGAGUCUCAGCAGGUGGCCUACAGAUGCUGUUCUCUCUCUGUCAUGUGACCCUAACCUUGCACAUUGUAGCAGCCCACUUAGAGCCUCCUGCACUCACCAUGUGGACGGACACCUUUCAACAUCAGGUGGAAAUGCACAGGCCUGUAAUCAGAUGCCAUCUCUCAGAUUCAGAUCACACGCUGAUACGAGGUGGAGCCGGGUCUGAAACCUCCCGGCACAUUUCGGCGUCCGCAGACGGACUGGCAAGCCGUGCACGUCAUCAUCAAAUCCGAAGAGCUCUACGUCUAUAAAACCAUUAGCUUCUUUUCCUCCCAGCUUCACAGCUGUACUCGCUCACGGCAGCAGAGCAGCGACGGGCCGCUCGGUGCUGCUUCAGGUGGUUCAUGUGAAAGGUGACAUCAGUGCAUGCCCACGUCCUCCCUCUGUACUCCUGUCAGUCGUAGGGUUAAGGACUAUAUUUAUGUGAAGUUAACUGCGGUUUUGUCUUACAGUCCACCCAAACUACUUGCCUCAUGCUUACAAGAAAAACAUGCCCCACAUGACGGGGGGGUUGUCAUGUUAGUAGUGAUUAUAUAUACGUAUAUAUAUUUAACAGCUCAACUUCUAAAUUCUUUCUUUUUGUUCCUCAGGGUGAAAUUAAGCUUUAGAAUCUCAUAACCCACAUCUAUCCACAAAGCACAGCAAUAAUAAAUUGGUUCCUUUACAGCCUCACAGGCAGGUUGAUUGAUUACUUAAAACUUGCACAGGACUCCUGACGAAACAUUUUAUAAUGAGACUGUUUCUAUUCUGUUUAUGUUUUGGGUCUGUGCUCUACUUUUAGCGUUUUUGCACUGAAGCUGAUGAAGUUUUUUUUUUUUUUUCCUUUUAGAUUCAUGUUUUGCCUUUUUUGAUAGUUGCUUGUAAAUGCCACUGUAUAUACUGCAUAUUUUGUAAAGAAGAUAUUACAGCAGUUUGUCUGCUACAAACAGAACUGGAGGUUGACACUGUGAUACGCACCUCCAUCAACACCUGAAGUAAAUACGACGUUAGUAAGAGUCUGAAUUUGCUGAAUUUGUUGCUUAUUGGUGAACACAGUCGAGUGCAGUGUGAGGAGCUCAGUGACGUAUGUUGGCGCCUUCUCUCCACUCGUUCGCAUGGUUAAGGUAGAAAAAAAAAACAUUAUGUUAUGUUCUAGCAUAGGCUCUGUAUAAUAACUAUUUAAAUCCUGGUCCAAAAGAUUUCUGCUGAACUGAUAAAAAUCCAAAAUAAAGAAAAUAAAGGGCAGGUCUAAAUUCAGUUUUAUUGGAAGGAUCCUCUCCUCUCUGUGAGUGUGAACUGGUUCUCUUGGUUGACCUGUCACUCAGCCCCCCCCCUCCUGCCAUUCAUUGAUGUCCAUUUUACCAUUAAUUCUAAAUAAUAAUUGAAUAAUGGCGGAGUCUGAGAUAGAAGCUGAACCAGUCCAAUCAGAUGCAAGCUGGUGCUGAUGGUAAAAAUCUCCUGGAAUAACUUUUCCAAUUACAUCAUACAACAAGAGUCAUGCCUUACUCACCAUUCUGCUGCACUCAGUUUUUAUUUUUACCACAAAUACUGUUUUCAUUUGCCACUUAUUAGGGUUCUCACCCCAUCAAUUAAAAUAUCUUUGCAAAGGGGCGGGGCUUAACCAUUGGUGUGAUCAUCAUAAAUCUUGGUCCGUGUCUUCGGGCCUAGACACGGAGCAGGCCUACCAAAUCAUUCUGAGCCUGAUCUCUAGAGGGGGGCGCUAUUUUCAACAAAAUUGUUACACAUGUUCUGGGAGUGAGCGUUAAUGAAAAUCUGAAGUGCCGUACUGAUUGAUGAAAGUGGGCGGGGCCUAUUCAUCAAUAUGUGCCUUCUUAAGCCUUUGCUCAAUUUGCAGAGAGCUGGAACGAGCCAGACACGUGAAAAUUGGCAUCAUAACUUCAAAUGGUGUGUAAAUGCUUCACAAAAAAUAUGAUCCCAUUCAGCCAUAUGGUGGCGCUAAAAUUUACAGUCAAAAUUGUGAAAAAUUUGAAAUGCUGCCCCCGCCACAUCAAGUCCAAUCAUCGUCAAAUUUACCUCACACCUACAGCUUAAUAUUCUCUAUAGAAACGCUCUGUGAUAUUAGCGAGUCCCAUUAUGGACUUUGAGCCAAUUAGCAUAACAUUAUUAUUAUUAUUUGCGAUGGGUGUGGCUUAGCUAAUAUUGGCCUUAACUCAUUUACCAUCAUAACAUUUUGUAGAUAUCUUCAGGUUGUUAUAGCAAAUAGGUCACCCAAAGCAUUAGGUAGCUCAGAGGAGCGCAAAGCGGCUAGGACCGCGAGUUGCCGCUUGCGGCUGUAAUUCCCAGUUGUUUCUACAUUGUUGAUUUUUUUGAGUCGCUGUUAAGCUGCUGUCAGGGCGGCUCAGGACUUCCUGAGGAGGUUUCAUGUUUAAAAGCUACCAAAGAAAGAAAGAGAGGAAGUGUGUCCUUUCAGCAGCUUGAAGACUGUGCAGGAAGUGCUGAGUGUUGUCAGCUGAACAGCGGCCGAAAGAAAGUAGAAGCUAUUGAAAAAAUUCAGAGUAUGAAAACAGUGUGUUAGAAACAGAAACCCCUCAGCAGUCAGGUGGUGAGUGUGGCCUGACUCCUAGUGUUGAAAUGUACAUUAAACUGAAAUUUAUUAAGACAGCAAGUAAACAUGGAGGGAGGGAGAGUUGAGUGUUCCUAUAAAACACGACCCAACCCUGUCUCCAAAAAAUGAGAUUUACAGUGUGUGAGUGAUGAGCAAAGACCAGAGACCACGUUCACAUCCUGAGUUCUGUGGGUGGUGAAGGUUGGAGAAACAGUGCUUUCUCUUCAGCGUUCACAAACACAUUCGUUCUUCUAAACAGAACCAUGAAAAAAGGGUUUGCUACGAGCGGAUAUUUUAUUGCAAGAUUGGAUAUUUCUUUGACCAAAAACAAAUGAAACAUGUUGUCAGUGAACAUUUUACUGACACGUUCAGUAUCAAUGUUAAUUAACGUAAAGAAAUCAGCCGGUCAGCGUUACAUUUCCUUCGGUGCUGUUGGAAAUUAUUUGUAUGAAAAUGUAAUUUGGAGGAGACAGGAUGGGAAAAUAUGAUGAAAUACUAAAACAAGGGAAGGCCUGGCUCUCUGCAGCUGAGGGAAAUGUGUGUUUAAUGUAUGUUCAUUAAUAUAAAACAUAAUGUAUCACAUAAUCUCAACAUCACUCAAGAUCAGAGCCUUUCCUGGCGCCAAUCAAGAUUUUAAAAAAUCGCACUGCUUGUGUGCCAAUGAUUGUUUCAAUUCAGAUGAAAAAAAAAAAGAAAAAAAGAGUGAGAUGGUUUUUCUUGCCUUUCACAGAAGUGGAGAGAGGGAACAUUUUGAUAUCCAAAGGAAUCCUUGCUUUACCUUUGUUGUUGUUCUCAGUGAGACCCUGACUGAGAUGUUGUUUUCCUAAAUAUGUUGUUUUUAUUUUGUGUGCUGUAAUAAAAGUUUAUUCAACAGUAA
This is a messenger RNA of Seriola aureovittata, 8934 nucleotides long. It is a transcript of the gene exoc6, whose product is annotated as exocyst complex component 6. Gene Ontology annotation, biological process: exocytosis; intracellular protein transport; Golgi to plasma membrane transport. NCBI's taxonomy places the organism in Eukaryota, Metazoa, Chordata, Actinopteri, Carangiformes, Carangidae. The record is from RefSeq and is a predicted model, not a curated record. Bases 62 to 2560 code for a protein of 832 amino acids. The transcript has 24 exons. Gene Ontology annotation, cellular component: exocyst; membrane.